ACACAUUUUUACAUUGGCUGCUUGUCUGGUGUUCUCUUUUAUGUCUCAUUUAAAAACCGGCAUCUGAUUUCCUGUUCGUCACUUUGAGUUUUUCACCAAACACAUAUUAGGCAUUACAAAUUGCACAAAUCAACAUGUCCAUCAAUCUUAUUUUUGUUAUCCUUGCCAGUUUGUUGUGUUUGAGCUUUUGCGAUCUGACCGAUGAGUUGGACAUCGAAUAUACCCAUAAAAUUGAAGAAUGCGAUAGGAGGACGAAAAAAGGUGAUAUGCUCUUUAUGCAUUACUCGGGGAAAUUAGAUGAUGGAACUGAAUUUGAUUCCAGUUAUGAAAGAAAUGAGCCAUUUCAAUUUCAACUUGGAAUUGGACAAGUCAUAAAGGGUUGGGAUGAGGGUUUGCUUGAUAUGUGCAUUGGUGAGAAGAGGCGCCUGACCAUCCCCCCUCAUUUGGGAUAUGGGGACAGUGGAGCUGGAGACAAAAUUCCACCAAAGGCAACUUUAAUUUUUGAAGUGGAACUUAUCAAAAUUGAAGAUGGACCAACACCAGUGAAUGUUUUCAAGGAAAUUGAUAUGAAUCAGGAUCAGCAAUUGUCCCGAGAAGAGCUAAGUGACUACUUGAAGAAGCAGAUACCUCAAGCAGAAGCUGCAGGAAUUACCGAUUUGCCUGAACAAGACAAACUUGUGGAAGAUAUUUUCCAACAUGAAGAUAAAGACAGGAAUGGUUUUAUAUCUCAUGCUGAAUUUAGUGGACCAAAACAUGAUGAAUUAUAGAAACAAAAAUUAACAUAUGGUGUAUGGGUGAAAUGUUAUAUUUAUUGUGAAUUUUCUCUAAAUUUUAUAAACAUUUGAACCAUCAAGUAUUUUUAUAUGGAUAACAAAAGUGUUUUUCACUAAAAAAAUUAAUGUCAUAUGUCGUAUUUGUGCAAUAAAAUGGUUGUGAAUAUUUUAAAAAAGAUUUUAAAGCAUAUUAAUGCUUAGUUCAAAAUUUAAUUGUGCUGUUAAUAUUAUUUAAAUCUUAAUUUUGUAAUACUAAGAUUUUACGUUCAAUGCAAUUGUAAUAAAAUUUAAACCUUUGUAAAAAAAACUUAUUUCAAAUGUGCUGGUCACAAAAUCAAAAAUUCAUGUUUUAUAUGCAUAUAAAAGUCUUGAAUGUAAAAAAAAAACUUUCAUACUGCAAGUUCAUUUUUUAAAAAAGUAUUUCUGUAUAUUGCUAUAUUUUUAUACUGAAUAAAAAAAGGGUUUUUUAAGACUGA
This is a messenger RNA of Uloborus diversus, 1249 nucleotides long. RefSeq lists its product as uncharacterized. The record is from RefSeq and is a predicted model, not a curated record. Gene Ontology annotation, molecular function: peptidyl-prolyl cis-trans isomerase activity; calcium ion binding. NCBI's taxonomy places the organism in Eukaryota, Metazoa, Arthropoda, Arachnida, Araneae, Uloboridae.